CUAUCGCUCUCUCCCGCCAUGACUGCCCAAGUGCUGCCCGAGCAACCGCUUCAAAGCAAUAUUCAUCUCUUGCAAAGGGACAGCCCUGCCCCUUCCUAUAAAAGGUUGGAGGGAAAGGUGGCGAUUGUGACGGGCGGCGCAAAGGGAAUCGGAGAAGCGACGGUGAGGCUGUUCGCCAAACAUGGAGCCAAAGUAGUGAUUGCCGACGUGGAGGAUCUCCUCGGUGAGGCUUUGGCCGACACGCUUUCUCCAAAUCCAGUGUCGUUCGUCCACUGUGACGUAAGCUUGGAGGAAGACAUGGAGAAUCUAAUCAACUCGACGAUGUGUCGUCACGGCCAAGUCGACAUACUAUUCAACAAUGCCGGAGUUUUAGGUAACCAAUCCAAGACUCGUAAGAGCAUCGUUGACUUUGACCCUAACGAGUUCGAGCGCGUGAUGUGUGUGAACGUCAAAGGCGUCGCGUUGGGUAUAAAGCACGCGGCGCGUGUAAUGAUUCCCAGAGCUACCGGCUGUAUAAUCUCGACUGCUAGCGUGGCAGGUGUUUCAGGAGGUAUGGGUCCACAUGCUUACACGGCAUCCAAACAUGCCAUUGUUGGCCUCACUAAGAACACUGCCUGCGAGCUUGGGCGUUAUGGUAUACGUGUCAACUGCAUUUCGCCGUUUGGUGUUGCCACGUCGAUGCUUGUGAACGCGUGGAGGGAUGACGGAGACGAGUGCAUGAACUUCGGGAUUCCGUCGCCGGCUGAGGUGGACAAAAUGGAGGAGUUCGUUAGGGGUUUGGCUAAUCUUAAGGGCCCCACAUUGAGGCCUAAGGAUAUCGCUGAGGCGGCGCUUUAUCUUGCCAGCGAUGAAUCUAAGUACGUCAGUGGCCAUAAUCUCGUUGUUGACGGUGGAAUCACCACUUCAAGAAAUUGUAUCGGCUUUUAA
Molecule: messenger RNA, 927 nt
Organism: Cucurbita pepo subsp. pepo (vegetable marrow)
Lineage: Eukaryota; Viridiplantae; Streptophyta; Magnoliopsida; Cucurbitales; Cucurbitaceae
Product: short-chain dehydrogenase reductase 2a
Molecular function (GO): oxidoreductase activity, acting on the CH-OH group of donors, NAD or NADP as acceptor
Source: RefSeq, a predicted model, not a curated record